Messenger RNA from Diaporthe citri, 714 nucleotides. RefSeq lists its product as uncharacterized. NCBI's taxonomy places the organism in Eukaryota, Fungi, Ascomycota, Sordariomycetes, Diaporthales, Diaporthaceae. Gene Ontology annotation, biological process: protein targeting to ER. Gene Ontology annotation, cellular component: membrane; signal peptidase complex. The coding region runs from base 1 to 714 and encodes 237 amino acids. The record is from RefSeq and is a predicted model, not a curated record. The transcript is spliced from 2 exons.
AUGUACACCUCCCUCGUGCGCGCGCAGAACGUCUUCGGCUUCUUCACAACCGUCGCCUUCGUCGUCGCCGCCUUCAUAGCAGGGACCGACCUGCUCGCCCCGCGCACGCCCUCGGGCACCAUCCGGCCCACCAACACGCAGGUCGUCAAGGGCCGCCCGCACUACUACUCGACCAAGCGCGAGGAGUACGCCAUCAUCAAGUUCAGCCUCGACGCCGACCUCAGCUCCCUCUUCAACUGGAACACCAAGCAGGUCUUUGUCUACGUCACGGCCGAGUGGCCGGCCGCGGGGGACAAUGCCAACAACGCCACGAACCAGGCCGUCAUCUGGGACCAGAUCAUCACCAGCCCCAGCUCGGACCACCUCGCCAACAUCGGGCCCGCCACCCUGCGCAAGCUGAAGAAGAGCGCCGCGGGGAAGCCGAUAGACCCAAGCAGAGGCAAGCUCUCCCUCAAGAACCAGCGCCCAAAGUACCAGAUCACGCACCCCUCGUCGCGCAUCGCCGAGACCGACCGCGUCGAGCUGCGCCUGCACUACAACGUCCAGCCCUGGGUCGGCGCCCUGACCUGGGACCAGGGCCGCGACUACGGCCUGUGGAAGGCGACGGCCGGCGGCGCGAGCGACGCCUUCGCCCUGCCAGCCAUCAAGAAGAAGGAGGACGGCGACAGCAGCAGCAGCAAGAAGAAGACCAACAAUAAGAAAACCAAGGCAUAG